This is a messenger RNA of Thunnus maccoyii (southern bluefin tuna), 4530 nucleotides long. RefSeq names its product WD repeat domain 62 (gene wdr62). The record is from RefSeq and is a predicted model, not a curated record. Lineage: Eukaryota; Metazoa; Chordata; Actinopteri; Scombriformes; Scombridae. Gene Ontology annotation, molecular function: protein binding. The transcript has 34 exons. The coding region runs from base 173 to 4321 and encodes 1382 amino acids.
AGUUUGAACCACAGUCCCGCCGCGGACCGAGGUGUCGGGUUUCUUUUAGCAACAGUUAGCAUAAAGUUAAGCUAACACAUCGGAGUGUAGACGGAUAUUAUCUCUGGAGUUACGGCCUGUGUAGUUUUAUAUUCCUGAACGACUUUAUCAGAGUUAAAGUGAGGCGGGGGUCAUGGCGGAGGGAGCGGACUGCGGCUCACUGAACCCCGCGAAGAGGAAGCAUCCAGCGGGGAGGAAGAGCCGACAGAUCCCGAAGAAGGGCUCCAGCAGCCGGGUCAGUCUGGAGAAAGUUCUGGGCAUCAGCACAGUCAGCAGCAGCGGUUUGACCUCUGACCCCAACUCUGGGCUGAUCGCCUACCCUGCUGGGUGUGUCAUCGUGCUGCUUCACCCGAAGAAGAACAAACAAACUCACAUCAUCAACACGUCCAGGAAGCCCUUCAGCGCUCUCGCCUUCUCUCAUGAUGGGAAACAUCUGGUCACCGGAGAGAGCGGUCACAUGCCGUGUGUGCGUGUGUGGGAGGUGGACGGAGGUCAGGUGGCCGAGGUUCAGACUCAUAAAUACGGAGUUUCUUGCGUGGCGUUCUCCACCAACAGCUGCUACAUCGUCUCCGUGGGAUACCAGCACGACAUGACUGUCAGCGUGUGGGACUGGCGGAAGGGUUUGAUCAUCGCCUCCAACAAAGUGUCCAGCAGAGUGUCGGCCGUCUCUUUCUCUCAGGACAACAGCUACUUUGUCACCGCCGGCAACCGACACGUCAAGUUCUGGUACCUGGACGCCUCCAAAGAACGACGGGUGAACAGCACGGUGCCUCUGAUUGGUCGGUCAGCUCUGCUAGGCGACCAUAAGAACAGUGUAUUCAGUGGGGUGGCGUGUGGGCGUGGCCUCAUGGCGUCCAGCACCUACUGCAUCACCAGCUCUGGUCUGCUCUGUCUGUUCAACAGCAGCCGACAGUUGGAGGCCUGGGUCAACCUGAAGACGAAGUCGGCGAGCUGUCUGGUGGUCAGUGAGGACUUCAUCUUCUGCGGCUGUGCCGACGGUGUCGUCAGAGUGUUCAGUCCAUCCAACCUGCAGUAUGUCACCACGCUGCACCGACCUCACCGCCUGGGCGUCGACCUCACCCAGAGUGUACAGCAUGGCAGCCUGUCACCUGCCAGCCCUGAAGCUCAGUACCCCGACACCUUGGCUCUGACCUUUGACCCCGCUGCCAGGCACCUGACCUGUGUGUACAACGACCACAGCGUGUAUGUGUGGGACGUUAAAGACGUGAGGAACGUUGGGAAGCUGUACUCUGCUCUGUACCACAGCAGCUGUGUGUGGAGCCUCCAGGUGUAUCCGGAGCUGUCAGAUCCGACUCAGGCCUGCCUGCCUCCGUCCUCCUUCCUCACCUGUUCCUCUGAUAACACCAUCAGACUCUGGCACACCGACCCCCCCACUGGACACAGAAACCUCUACAGCAACGACCUGCUGAGGAUCUUGUACGUGGGGGAGAACACGCAGCACCUGCAGGCGGAGGGGGAGGCAGCAGGGGCUGAUGGGAAGGCUGGGAUCAGAGUGCUGGGGAUCAGUCCUGAUGGACAACACUUGGCAGCUGGAGACCGCUGUGGAAACCUGCGGAUCUUUGGUUUGGAGUUUCUGGACGAGCUGGUGAAGAUCGAGGCUCAUGACUCUGAGGUGUUGUGUCUGGAGUUCUCCCCCUCCUCCACAGGUGUGAAGCUGUUGGCGUCGGCUAGCAGGGAUCGACUGAUCCACGUCUUCAACCUGGAGAAGAACUACAGUCUGGAACAGACUCUGAAUGACCACUCCGCCUCCAUCACUGCCGUCAAGUUCACAGGUGAGAGUCCGGAGGUUCGGAUGGUGAGCUGUGGAGCCGACAAGAGCAUCUACUUCCAGACAGCUGAGCAGACGGCGGAGGGUUUGUCGUUCUGCAGGAGUCAUCACAUCGUGGAGAAGACGAUGCUGUACGACAUGGAUCUGGACUCCUCCAGGACUCAUGUCGCUGCCGCCUGUCAGGACCGAAACGUCCGGGUUUACAACGUGGAAACCGGGAAGCUGAAGAAAUGUCUGAAAGGCUCGUCCAGUGAUGAAGGAGCUCUGCUGAAGGUUCACAUGGAUCCGUCGGGGUCGUUCUUCGCCACCAGCUGCUCCGAUAAAAACAUCACCGUCUUCGACUACGAGUCAGGAGAGUGUGUCGCCACCCUGUUCGGACACUCCGAGAUCGUCACCUGUAUGAGGUUCAGUCAGGACUGCAGACACCUCAUCACCGUGUCAGGAGACAGUUGUGUGUUCGUGUGGCGGCUGGACUCUCAGAUGACCAGCACCAUGAGGAAGAGGAGGGGCCUCCAGAGACCCAAGGCCGCACCUGAAACCUGCGGCGGCGGCAAACAGAAAAACAUCAGGAGGGAAACCUUCAUCACGGUACCGUCCUCUCUGCUGCCUCACACGGAGGAAGAGGAGGAGGAAGAGCUCAGGACUCCGGCCAGACUGGACUCUGCUCAGGAAGCUCAGCUGCUCCAGACCAACGGGAAACUACCCAUGUGGUUCAGAAAACUGCAGGGUCAGGGCGGAGCCUCCACUGCUGUCCAAUCAGACGCCGACCCCGAGCCUCGUCAGGUACGGAGUCGGUGGACGGAGCAGCUGAACCCUCUGACCAUCUGCUCCCACUUCUCCCCGAGUCCCACCAAGAGCCACGAGGAGGACGAGGAGGAGGAGGAAGACUUCCACCCUCAGAGUCUGGACAGUCUGCUGGGAGAGGAGGAAGAGGAGGAGGAGGAGGAGGAGGAAGAAGAAGAUGGAGAGGAGGAGAAGGUGCUGCAGACUGCAGGUGAAGACCGGAGCAGCUACAUCCUUUACCCCAACAUCACCAGCGCUGACAGGGAGUUUGAUGUUCAGGCUGUGACUGAUGGACGGCCGUCUCUGACCUCACUGGAGGUCAGAGGUCAGGGGGCGGGUCCUGUGUGGAGCAGUCAGUUGAGUCCAGACUCCGCCUGCUCCGAGGGGUCGGCAGGAAGUGUGGAGCAGCAGCAGGACGCCGACACCGACUCUCUGAGUCAGGGCAGCUCGGUGGGCAGUCUGGGUCUGGAGGACGACGAGGACAGGAACUCUCUGAAGAACCACUUCGACACGCUGUGCUGCAGUCUGUCUGACGAGAAGUUUGAUACUGAUGUACGGACUCUGCAGCCUCUCGAGGAGAAACACUUCCUGAACCCUCGACUCAGCAUCUCCACCCGCUUCCUGUCCCGCUUCCAGGACCGGAUCAGGACGUGGCGAGCUCCGCCUCCUGUCUCCAUCCCAUCCAGGAUCUCAGAGGAGAGCAGCGUCAGCAACACAUCGGUGAACUCGGAGUCGAGCAGAGAGGUCACUUCAUCAGAGUUGACUUUGAAAGAAAACAGCAGCAACGCGAGGAGCAGAUCUGUCCUCCGUCGGAGAACUUCCUGCAUGAUUUCCCAUCAGCCCCUGCGUCGCCCAACACGCCGACGGCGCACUGUGGUGGUCGUCCAGUGCAGAGAGACUCUGGGAGACGUCACCUCCAGGACUCCGGCGGUCCAGCAGGGGGCGCCGCCGCCGCUCCGAUCCUCGGGAAUCACAGCCAGCCAGGACCCCCCCUCCUCUAACACCUCCACGUCCCAGGAGGAGGACAAGGAGAACGUCUCCAGCUCCUCUGACCUCCACCUGGACCAGACCAGCAGCGUGUCUCAGGUUCCUGCAUCCAGCCCGCAGCCGCUGGCCACGCCCCCUGUGAGGUCACCAGGCGGGAGGUGGAGCGUCAGCAGCGUCGAGGAGACGCCGACCAAUCAAAACCGAACCCUGAUCCUCGACCCCGCUCCCUCCGUCACCCCCGCAGCCACGCCCACGCCCUGUGAUGUCAUCACCUCUGACAUCAUCACCAGGCAGGCUGAUGGUCCAGGACCAGAGACCAGAAUCCAGACUGAUCCAGUGUCAGAGCUGUCGGAAGCCCCGCCCACCUGCUGUCCCCUGUCACAGAGGCUCCGCCCCCCUCACACAGGUGAGGCUGACGAGGCGUUCAGUCUGCAGCAGUGUCAGCAGGUCGCUAACGAGCUGAGACAGACGGCCAGACACGCCGUCCACCUGUACAGACAGCUCGGCGAGCGGCAGACGCAGAUGUCGUCGGUGCUGCGGGAGGCGUUUGAUGUCGUUCACCUGGACCUGCAGGCGGUGUUGCAGGGGGACGGGCGGGGCGGCGGCGGCGGUGGCGGCGGCGCCCCCUCUGGUGAACUGGAGGACGACAGGACGACGUCUCUGCUGGAGAAAUACUCAGAGCUGCUGGUUCAGAUGACCCAGAACAAACUGAACCGGAUCUGAUCCAGAACCAGUCGGUACGGAGGCUGAAAAAGGACAAAAUUCACUUUAAUGUCAGCUGACGGAUCUGAUCUGCUUUAUAAACAAAAGUAUUAAAACUAUGAUGCACCUUAUUUGUUUUUCUGGCAGAAACGUGUUGUUUUAAAUCACCGUCACUGUUUGUACAUAAACUGUUUUAUUUGUUUCUUAAUAAAUGUUCUUUGUGUCUUUUA